CGCUGGUUUCAGUGGAGCUUGGGCAGAGCGUUGUGCCACAACGUUGGCCGCAGUGGUGAAAAGUGUUUGUGCCUUCCGCUGGUGAAAUACAAAGUGAAUAGCCCAGUGUUUAAUUUAGUACAUCCCUCAAAAUGUCUAUGGAUCCUACGGUGUCGUUGGAGGAUCUGGAACGCCGGCGUCGUCGUGCCAGCUCAGCCAGGAAAGCAUCGCAAACGUCGCAGCCUUCGUCGCAGCCGGAAACGGAGUCGGAAGCCAUGGCCGUGAUCAAUGAAAUCUUCAAUCCUCGACUUAAAUUGCCAGAGAGCACGGGAUACUACAAACUUCCGGAGCAGAUGAGCGCAGACGAUCAAGUUUCGGCACAGGAUUUGGACAUUGCCAAGCUGGCGGAGCUGAAGGAAGUAUUCACACUCUUCGACACGGACUGCGAUGGACUGAUCUCGAAAGAUGACCUGCGGUUCACUUACAUGGCUCUGGGCAACGAACCCAACGAGCAGCUACUCGAGCAGAUGAUGCAGGAGGCCCAGGAGCCCUUGGACUAUGAGGCAUUUGUGCAGCUAAUGUGUCGUCGCACCCUGGAACUCGAUCCGGAGGAUGUACUACUCGAAGCCUGGAGCAAGUGGGAUGAUCACGGCACGGGCAAGAUCGAUGAGAGAAAAAUCUACGAGGAACUCGUUAACUAUGGUGACAAAAUGACUGACAGCGAGGCAAAGGAGGCGCUCAGUCAUGCUCCCAUGGCUAAGCCCAAAACACUGGAGGAACCUCCCAUGAUCGACUAUCCCGCCUUCUGUCGCAUGCUCGGGGGAAUGCGUAAACGCAAGAAUCCCUAGAGAAAGUGGAAAGAAAGCAACCAGCAAGCAACUCAAGCCUAAAUCGAAUCUUGUCAAGUUUCUAUUGCAAUAGUUGUUAGAGCCCUAAUUAUUGAUUAGCUUAAUUUAGUUGGCAGUAAUCCUGAUUUCCCGAAGUGUUUCGAUCUUUCCUUGUGCUUUCGACUUUAAUUCGCCCACUCAUCAUAUUUUAUUUUUGUUAUUAAUUUGUUAAAUUCAUUGCAUGUUUGUUUAGCUAACACAAUAGCUGUCAUAUUUGGUGACACUUCUUAUACAGGUUCUAACCUCAUAUUUCGUUUAGAAAUACAUUUCAAUGGUAAUCAGCUUCGCCUACAUACAAAUGAUUAAAAUUCACAAAAUUUAUUAGACUUUCCUGCUCGAAUUUUGUUAACCUUAACGCCAACUUUUGUUAGACUUUUAUCAAAAUAAAUGAUGAAGAACCAAGCAGUAAAGCAAUGCGAAUCACCUUGUCUGCUAUGAAGAGGGAGAGGAAGAGGGGCACCAGACUAUUUAUAGGCUGACCAACGAGGCGGCCAAGCGACCAGCCCCAAAUGUAUCGGCCAAUAAAUUUUCGACAUCAUUAGAAUUGUGAUUCGGCCAUUUUGUCUUUCGGCCAUUUCAUUCUCUCUCUAUCUUUCUCAAUGCGUAUACUGCAUAUAUAUUUUUUGGUGACAGCUGCUUGGACACCGUCG
Messenger RNA from Drosophila albomicans, 1516 nucleotides. RefSeq names its product calmodulin. Gene Ontology annotation, biological process: post-embryonic development; locomotion. Gene Ontology annotation, molecular function: myosin heavy chain binding; calcium ion binding. Gene Ontology annotation, cellular component: myosin II complex; cytoplasm. Bases 132 to 827 code for a protein of 231 amino acids. Lineage: Eukaryota; Metazoa; Arthropoda; Insecta; Diptera; Drosophilidae. The record is from RefSeq and is a predicted model, not a curated record. The transcript has 4 exons.